Molecule: messenger RNA, 5181 nt
Organism: Myxocyprinus asiaticus (Chinese sucker)
Lineage: Eukaryota; Metazoa; Chordata; Actinopteri; Cypriniformes; Catostomidae
Gene: ebf1b
Product: EBF transcription factor 1b
Exons: 17
Coding region: 435-2249 (604 amino acids)
Biological process (GO): regulation of transcription by RNA polymerase II
Molecular function (GO): RNA polymerase II cis-regulatory region sequence-specific DNA binding; DNA-binding transcription factor activity, RNA polymerase II-specific
Source: RefSeq, a predicted model, not a curated record
UUCCUUUGGGAAGGUACACAAAUCACUCCAGUUUUAAUCAGAGGCGCAUCAGAGAAUUGUGCGCUCCAAGGAUAGCCUCUUCUUGAAUACUUUCGUGUGUGUGUGUUUUUUCCCCCUCUGAUCUGAGGAGAAAAGAGAAGAAAAGUUGUUAGGGAAUAAUGACAUUUGAUAGUCUCUAAGAUCUGUUUGCUCCUUGUGUUCUCCUUCAGCUGGUCCCAGGACAAGACAUCUUCGGAGAAAACUGCCUUUCGUUUCCACUUUCCUUGCAAACAUUGUGCGUCUUGGUGAUAUCAGGGUUUGUCCUGGUUUUCAAACUCCCUCCAAUCUGCACGCUGAGCUGUCAGAUCUCUCUCUCUUUUACGCACGGGAGGUUGGACACCUGAGAGCACUUGAGCGCACCAACGUGAAGAGAGAGUGUCUGAGAUCCCGUUUUCAUGUUUGGGAUUCAGGAGAGCAUCCAAAGGAGUGGGAGUAGUUUGAAAGAGGAGCCCAUCGGAGCCGGCAUGAACGCAGUCCGAACAUGGAUGCAAGGUGCCGGGGUGCUGGAUGCGAACACGGCCGCGCAGAGCGGAGUGGGGCUUGCCCGGGCGCACUUCGAGAAACAGCCGCCCUCAAACCUGCGCAAAUCCAACUUCUUCCACUUCGUUUUAGCCCUUUAUGACCGACAAGGACAACCAGUGGAAAUUGAGAGGACCUCUUUCGUUGGAUUUGUGGAAAAAGAAAAGGAAACAACUGGAGAAAAGACAAACAAUGGAAUACAUUACAGACUGCAACUUCUCUACAGCAACGGCAUCAGAACAGAGCAGGAUUAUUAUGUACGACUAAUUGACUCCAUGACUAAACAGCCCAUCAUCUAUGAAGGUCAAGAUAAGAACCCGGAGAUGUGCCGCGUGCUCCUGACUCAUGAAAUCAUGUGCAGUCGUUGUUGUGACAAAAAGAGUUGCGGGAACCGUAACGAGACGCCCUCUGAUCCUGUCAUCAUCGACAGGUUUUUUUUAAAGUUUUUCCUGAAAUGCAAUCAGAACUGUCUAAAGAAUGCAGGAAACCCACGGGACAUGCGCCGCUUUCAGGUGGUUGUGUCAACAACAGUCAGUGUAGAAGGACACGUGCUGGCUGUUUCAGACAAUAUGUUUGUGCACAACAACUCCAAACAUGGCAGAAGAGCUCGGAGACUCGACCCGUCAGAGGGAACGCCGUCAUAUCUGGAACAUGCAGCCGCACCUUGUAUCAAAGCCAUUAGCCCCAGUGAAGGCUGGACAACAGGGGGUGCUACUGUCAUCAUCAUUGGAGACAACUUCUUUGACGGAUUGCAGGUCAUCUUCGGCACCAUGUUGGUCUGGAGCGAGCUCAUCACACCUCAUGCCAUCAGAGUGCAGACCCCUCCACGUCAUAUCCCCGGAGUGGUAGAGGUCACGCUCUCCUAUAAGUCCAAACAGUUUUGCAAAGGCACACCAGGCAGAUUCAUCUACACAGCCUUGAAUGAGCCCACCAUAGACUACGGUUUUCAGAGGUUACAGAAGGUGAUACCUCGGCAUCCUGGAGACCCUGAACGUUUGCCAAAGGAAGUGAUUUUAAAGAGAGCCGCAGAUCUGGUUGAAGCACUUUAUGGAAUGCCCCAUAACAACCAGGAAAUCAUUCUUAAGCGAGCAGCAGACAUCGCUGAGGCCCUUUACAAUGUGCCACGAAACCACAACCAGCUGACAGGCCUGACCAACAGCUCUGUGCAUGCAAGCAUGAUGGGUGUAAACUCCUUCACUGGACAGCUAGCUGUUAACGUCUCAGACUCGUCUCAGGGUGGAAGCCAGGGUUUCAGUCGUAACACGAGUAGUGUAUCUCCGCAUGGUUAUGUGCCGAGCUCCACACCUCAGCAGAGCAGUUACAGUACAGUCUCCACCAGUAUGAAUGGCUACGGAAACAGCACCAUGACAAACCUGACCGGCUCCCCGAGUUUCCUGAACGGCUCUGCCGCCAAUUCACCCUAUGCCAUUGUUCCCUCCAGCCCCACCAUGGCCUCCUCAACCAGCCUGCCCUCAAACUGCAGCAGCUCCUCUGGGAUCUUCUCCUUCUCUCCAGCAAACAUGGUUUCAGCUGUGAAGCAGAAGAGUGCCUUUGCUCCUGUCGUUCGACCCCAGUCCUCACCUCCUCCCACAUGCACCAGCACCAAUGGAAAUGGUCUCCAAGAUCAGUCUUUUGUCGACUCUAACAAGUACUCCACAGCCAGCGCGCUCCAGGGCCUGGCCUUCUCCUGAAUGAUCCCUGGAAUGAUUGUUCCUCCCAUGUAGGGUGUGUUUGUGUGUGUGUGCAUGUGUGUGUGUGUGUGUGUGUUUGUUUGUGUGUAAAGAGACAGAGAAAGAUGAAACACGCUGUUUCGUGCCACUGGUCUCACUGAGCGUGUGCAGAAGACUCCGGCGAUGGACUGACCCCGCAGUCCUGCUCUGAAGGAUGAUAAACUACAAACUCAGGCCCUUUUUAAACUCAAUUUGCUUUGAAACAAAAGCAUAAUAGAGGUAGAACAAUAUGAAAAAAAAAAAAGACAACAACAUUGAACUGAACUAUUGUACCUCCCUGUUUUGAUGUUGAAAUUUGUACUCACCUUGUAGACACUUUUUAAGAUAAGGGGCAACAGCACAGACAAUGCUUACCCGCCCUACACUAAAACAUGAGAUGUCUAUUUAUUUAAAAAAACAAACUUAACAGUUGUUGAUUUGCCAUCAUAUUUGUGUGUUUCUGUGUGUACCACUCUUUUAUCAAAUGACCUGACACGAUAUUACAGUGGUUUCUAUUUAUGAUUUUUUUUAUUUUUUUAUUUUUUUUAUUUUUUUUUUUUUUAUGCUAAGUGAAGGAUUACCAGUGAUUUUUGUCCCACUGAAUUUGAAAAAUUGCUUUUGAAAAAAAAAGUAAUAAUUAAAAAAAAAAAAAAAAUUUUUUUUUAAAACAUCCUGUUCAGUUAGUCAAAAAUAUUCAAUUAAAGAAAGAACAUUUUGGGAUUGGAACAACACAGGCGUAUGUGAUUUAUGACAUAAUUUUCAUUUUUGGGUGAACUAUCCUUUUUAAGUCCUUAACUGAUCAUGUCAAGUGGUAAAAGUGUCCUUUUUGCCCUUUUUCCGUCUUUGAAAACCACAUCAAAUGUGUUAUUGCCAAUGAAAGAACUCCUCUCUUUUGCAUUGCUAUUGUCAUGACAUGAUUGUUACACUCAUAUUUGUUAAGAUUAGACAUUUCAUUCUCAUCUUUACCCUGUUUUUUUUCAUCAAAUCAUUAUACUAUGCCAAAAUGUAUAGACCAAACACUUACCCACAGUUACACAAAAUAGACGCUGCACAAAGACAAAUACGCAUCAUACACAGAGCCAAGAGGAUCAAAUAGCAAACUUUCUAAUGAAGGAUUCGUUUUUGUGAGAAAAAAACGCAAAUGACAGAAUCUUUAUCAGUAUGCCGUAUGUUGUAAUCUUCAUAUCUUUCAUUUUAAUUUGUUUGUUUUGUAGAAAAACUGUGAUAACAUCGAUAAUUUCUUUUGCAAUGUGUAGUGCUUCCUCUAGUAGACAGAUAAUGUUAAGACUGAAAUGACUGAAACGUUGCAGGAAGAUGAUUAUUAAAGUAUUUUAAUGCUCAUUGGAGCCGUUUUGCUCAUUGGUUAACACCAGAAUCAUGUAGAUCAGUCUUGUUUUUAGCACUGUGAAAGCUUUGUAUGAAAGAUUGAAGAUCUAGAUGAAGCCAUUACUUUUGUUUGGGUUCUAGCGUGUGUUGUGUACAGAGUGAUAAAUAUGUUUAAUUUGUCUUUUAUUUUGCCAAAGUCAUUGUUUAAAAUCUAUUUAUACAUCAGAAAGGAGUCAUAAGGCAGCUUUAUACAACCUAGUGUCACUGAUAUAAUGUUUACGCCAACCUUAGUGGAUCUCAUUGACUUUAGCUCUGAAGUUUUGAUGAUCACAAAGGGAUAUAUGUAGGAUAUCCAUAAGAAUAAUGUACGCGUAUCGCUUCAAUUUGUACAUGCUUCAUAUCUCUUUUCCUCACGUUUGUGUGUUUUCGCUCAUAAUAUGGUGAUAAUCUGUGUUUGUUAUUUUGUCAUCUGCCAAUUUGUGUCCAUAAAUGUGAUUUUGGAACUUCAUUUUUAUAGCAAUUUUUGUAUGUCAAAGUGCAACCAUGUUUUUGUAUUCCAUUUGCAUGAAGACAUUUUUAAAAAAAAUUUUUUUUUUUAUGCGAUAUACCAUUUAUUUUAUGUUAUUUGUAUUUUAUUUUUCAGAUGGCAAUUAUUAUUAUUUUUUGUUUAAAUAGUAAAUAUUUUAAAGCAAUGAACUUUGAGAAUAUAUAUAUAUAUACAUAUAUAUAUAUAUAUAUAUAUAUAUAUAUAUAUAUAUAUAUAUUCACCAGGUAAACAAUAUAAGUAUAGCCUGUCUUUUAAUUUUGCUUCUCUGGAACUCUGAAAGGGGCAGAUUUAUUGUUUUAAUAAACAGCGAAUUUAUUAUCUUUUCUUCAAGAAUCCAUUUUUAAGAGGGGAAAAAAACAACGCAAAUAUCUGUUCCUAUAUUUUCCUCAUCACUAAGUUCAUAAUCCUUCCACAAUCUCGUGGCAGUGUACCAACAGGUAAAUGUGUUAAUGCAGAUUUCUACAUUCUUACAUUAUUUAUUUAUUUUUUUUUAAUUUACUUAGAUGGCUUGUUUGGUAAAAAAAAAAAAAAAAAAACAAUAGUUCAACUAUAUAGAGUAACAGCACAAGAGUCUAUACAGUUAUUAGCUUCUACAUCUCAUUCCAUGACACUUUUUCCUCUAUAAUUCAUAUGUCACCUUGUAAUGAUUUUUCAUCCCAUACUUUUUUUUGUAUCACAUCACAAAAAAUCCCUACGUAUUUAAUUUUUCUGGUUCCCAACCCCCAAUAUCGGCUGAUUAUUUAUUUUAAAUUUUAUGAAUUAUGGCUUUCCCCAUUAUUUAAGAUUUCAUAAAAUGGGCAUAAAUUGUAAAUGUGUCAUUUGGUGCUCAAUUGAUUUACUGAUUAAUAAAUCACACAUCCAAACUGACAAGAAGUCUGCUAUUAUUCCUGUUGAUCACAUACUUUCAGUGGGCAGUUUUUACUGGUGAAAAAAUAUAAAAAAAGAAACUACUGUAAAGAUUAUGAUUUUUAAUUACCUUUGAACUGUAAAAUAACUUUUUGACACUCACAAUAUUUAAUUAAAGUUUCCUCUUGUCUGUGA